Molecule: messenger RNA, 459 nt
Organism: Lachancea fermentati
Lineage: Eukaryota; Fungi; Ascomycota; Saccharomycetes; Saccharomycetales; Saccharomycetaceae
Source: the annotation of a GenBank genome assembly
AUGUCUGCUUACGAAGAGGAGCACAACAUUAGCAACGAGGAUAAUUCCAGAAGAGAGCUCCGCGCUCAGAUACACGAGUUGUACCAGGAAAAUGGCCAGUCCAACACCCUGCUCCAAUUAUUAUCCCAGUUAAUCCCAGAGUCCAUGCAAGAAGAGUGGCUCCAGGGAAAAGAAGAAGGGUGCCCAGAGUAUUUCAUAGAUUCGUUACCGCGGGUGGCAAAGAAUAAAUUAAAGACUGGAGACUCAUGUAGUAUAUGUUGCUGCGAUUAUAUGGAUGACCAGUAUCCGCUAGUCGUGGAACUACCCCAUUGCAAUCACCGGUUCGACUUGGAGUGCGUCGCCGUGUGGCUAUCGAAAAGUAAGACAUGUCCCCUUUGUAGAGAUGACGUUCUGUCGCACAAGCCAAGUGUGGAUGUAAGCAAAGCCGAGAUAGAAGAAGACUGGGGUAUGUACGGCUAG